Cervus elaphus (red deer) is the source of this 1235-nucleotide messenger RNA. RefSeq lists its product as uncharacterized. NCBI's taxonomy places the organism in Eukaryota, Metazoa, Chordata, Mammalia, Artiodactyla, Cervidae. Bases 66 to 590 code for a protein of 174 amino acids. The record is from RefSeq and is a predicted model, not a curated record. The transcript has 5 exons. Gene Ontology annotation, molecular function: protein binding.
CAAACACAACAAACACAAGCCGGUGAGCACAGACGGAACAGAGGCACUGACUGGGGAAGAAGAAGAUGACGCCUUUGAUGCCUCAAAACCAGAAACGAAGAUCCCAGGCGAGUGACACAUAUGCCUUGGGAACAACUCUGCCCCGGAAGUACAAGGCGCACGCCCGUGAUUCAUGGAAUACAUGGGAGCUCCUAGUCAUAUCAGGAAGCAUGGUCUCUCUGCUUUACAUCUGGCUGUGUUCCCAGAGCUUCCAUUUCCAUGUGGCACAUCUUUAUGCUCACUUGGGGUACCCCAGUGCCCAGCAUAUUGUUGGCCAGAGAUACCUGAAAGGAGCUGGUGUGGUGAAGGAUCAAGAGAUGGCAAUGCACUGGUUUAGACGAGCCUCCCAGCAGGACCAUCCUCAUGGUUCCUUUAACCUUGCAGUCGGAAAACUGAAAAACAUGACUGGCUCCAUGGCAGUAGGGGACAUAGAGAUGCUCCUUCAUGUUGCUGCAAGACAGGGGAUCCAAGAGGCCCAAGAAAUUCUGGAGAAUAUUAUUUGGACUAAAAGCAAGCCCUUGCAAACUAAAAGAGUGGGGAGUUUUUUAUAAACAUUAACACAUGUCACGCAUGCUUUUUCUGAAGCAGGAUCUGUGUCUCACUCAUCAACUGUGGCCUUGCAGUGUUUUGUGGAACUGUCAGUGGAAGUGGCUUUUACUUACAGUUUUAUAUGCUGCUGCAUCUUCAAUUUGCUGUUCCAAGUCCUUUAAAGCAAUAGUACCCAACCUUUUUGGCACCAGAAAUUGGUUUCAUGGAAGACAAUUUUUUCCAUAGACCAGGGGAUGGGCGGGGGAUGGUUUCGGGAAGAUUCAAGCGCAUUACAUUGAUUGUGUGCUUUAUUUCUUUCAUUAUUUCAUCAGCUCCACCUAGAUCACCAGACAUUAGAUCUCAAGGCUGGGUACUCCUGCUUUAAAGCAAGGUGUUGCCUAUAUGUUUUCCUGGGGUCGGAGUUUGACCUCGUCUGGAUGGAGAGGUAUUUUCUUUUGCUUGCAUGACUGCUCACUCAGUUAAGUUUCAAGUCAGUGAGCAUUGUACACAGUGGUGGGAGGGACGGAAGAAACCUGUCACACUAGAGACUUGGCUUCUUGGAUGUGUGAGUUGGCACCCACACAUCCACGGUGAAGGAGCUAAACUCUUCAUUAGCCUAAUCUAUGACAUGUGGUGUUCUGCUUAAAAUAAACUUGUUUUCAUCUCUA